AGGAUCUUUCCAUCGAUCAUUUAUAUCAGACAACACCAACAAUACCAACAACAAUAACAACAACAACAACAACAAAAAAGCAGACGUGCGAUAGAUAGAUAAAAGAUCAAGAUGGCUGUGAAUAUAAACCUCGCAUUGAUGUCCUUGGUGUUUCUGGUGGCAUUUAGUGCCAUUGAUCAUGCCCAGGCCGCAGUUUUUGAUGUGACAACACAUGGAGCAAAGCCUGGAGGAGAUAUAACCGUGGCUUUGACCAGUGCCUGGAAAGAUGCAUGCGCAGCAAGUGGUAAUAACCAAGUUGUGGUUCCAAAAGGGACAUUCAAAUUAGGUGAAGUGAGUUUAGAAGGACCUUGCAAGGGACCUAUUGAAUUCCAGAAUCAUGGCACCGUCCAAGCUCCAGCAGACCCCAGUAAAUUCAAGGAUUUCUGGAUCCAAAUCAUUCAUGUUGAUGGGUUCACUCUGUCAGGGGGUGGAACUUUUGAUGGGCAAGGACAACUAGCUUGGAAAUCAAAUAACUGUGCCAACGACGCCAACUGCGGAGUAUUUGCCGCUAAUUUGAAGUUCAGCUUCCUCACAAAUGCAAUAGUCAAGGACAUAACAUCACUAAACAGCAAAUAUUUCCACAUAAUCUUGUUGGGCUGCAAACACAUGCAGUUAGAACAACUAACCAUCACUGCACCUGCAGACAGCGCCAACACCGAUGGAAUCCACAUUGGACGUUCAUCUUUGAUUAUAAUUAGCGAUAUAAAGAUUGGAACUGGUGAUGAUUGUAUCUCCAUUGGUGAUGGAAGCCAAGGCGUUACUAUCACAAAAGUAACAUGCGGACCUGGCCAUGGCAUCAGCAUUGGAAGCCUUGGAAAAUACAAGGACGAGGAACCUGUGACUGGAAUCACAGUGACCGAUUGCACCAUUACGGAUGCCACAAAUGGCGUGAGGAUCAAGACAUGGCCUGCUAGCCCUAGUCCUGGUACUGCAACCGGUCUGCAUUUCGAGAAUAUUGACAUGACUAACGUGGAGAAUUGUCUCCUCGUAGAUCAAGGAUACUGCCCACAUGGUAUAUGCAAAGCUCAGAUUCCCUCUACGAUCAAGAUCAGCGAUGUUAGCUUCAAGAACAUCCGAGGAACUAGUACAAGUGUAGAGGCUGUCAAGAUAUCUUGUAGCAAGAGCGUACCAUGCGAGAAAGUGCAUCUUGAGAACAUCGACAUUAAAUUCACAGGGUCUGGAGAGUAUAAAGCAAUAUGUGAGAAUGUCAAACCCACAUUUGCUGGAAUUCAGAACCCUCCUGCUUGUACGGGGUCAUCUGCAGAAUGAGCGGGGGCAACAGAACAGCUUAAACAGAGUGCUCCUCAAAACUAAAUGAGUAAUAUUAAUCCUCAAUCGAGGAGCAUUCUCGUGACCAUCAUGUCCAUGCAUCGCUUUAAAGUAAUGCAUGCAGUUAGCAACUAGAAGAAAUAAGAUUUAGUAGAGUCCUCGUCCAUUUCAUGUAAUCGGUUCCACAUGAGUACUUUACCAUUGGUUGUAACCCAUGUUAGGAUGAAUUUAGAUACAUUUAUGAAAAAUUAUAAAAUUAUUGGGACCCA
Molecule: messenger RNA, 1577 nt
Organism: Carya illinoinensis
Lineage: Eukaryota; Viridiplantae; Streptophyta; Magnoliopsida; Fagales; Juglandaceae
Product: exopolygalacturonase-like
Exons: 4
Coding region: 112-1308 (398 amino acids)
Biological process (GO): carbohydrate metabolic process
Molecular function (GO): polygalacturonase activity
Source: RefSeq, a predicted model, not a curated record